Molecule: messenger RNA, 897 nt
Organism: Morchella importuna
Lineage: Eukaryota; Fungi; Ascomycota; Pezizomycetes; Pezizales; Morchellaceae
Exons: 6
Coding region: 1-897 (298 amino acids)
Source: RefSeq, a predicted model, not a curated record
AUGGCGCCCGAAGCCCCUAAUAGACGACUCUAUACACUCCAGCGCCGUCUUGGAUUCAAUAGAUACCAUAAUAUGGUCCUAUGGCUGAUAACAGGCAGCAUAAUGGCCAUGUUUCGGUUCGGGAUGAUUCUCCACAUCGUCUCCAUCGUGCCGUGCGGGCUCCUCUCGAUAUUCCAAUUCAUCCCCGCCCUGCAGCAGAAAAGCCCCGGUCUCCACCGUCUCAGCGGCACCAUAAUCCUGCUUCUGCUGCUGCCGCUCAGCUGUGUCAGCGGCAUGAUACUAGGGCGAGAGGCCCUCGGCGGUGACUUUGCGACGCAGACAAGCUGCGCAUUCCUCAGCGCCAUGACGCUGGGUGCGGCGGCGAUGAGCUGGUAUAAUGCGAGGGUGCUGCGGCUGCAUCGGCACCGUGAGUGGGUGCUGAGGUGCAUGGGGUACAUGUCGAGCAUUAUUACGAGUAGGCCGUUUCUGAUUGCUGGUGCGGUGGUUAUUGGGUUGAACCGCAAAUAUGAGAAUGUAUGGAAGUGUGAGCAGCUCGCGGACGUUUUUACUGCGACUCGGAGGGUGAUCACGGAUGUGUAUCCGACAUGUGGGAACCUGAGCAGCAGCGUGGUUGUGCCGGCACACUUAGAGGAGGAGGAGAAUAUAGGGAGCUGUUUUCGGCUAUCCUUUGGGGGCAGCUUGUGGAUGGCGAUAGUUGUGCAUGCUAUCGGGAUUGAGAUCUAUAUAAAUCUCACGCGAGACGAAUCUGAACGUCUGAGAUUGAUUUCCCGUAAGAGGCGGAGGGAUGCUGGACUGGAAAAUGGUGCGGUGAAAGGGAGAGAUGGUGUUAUGGGGGCGGGCUCCAAGCAGAUGGAGCAUGUGGUGAGAGCCUCGGGGAAUGAUGCCGUGGAAACCUAA